GUCUCGGCGACGAGUGUGUGUAUCUUUAUCAGUGUAGCUGUAGUUAGCUACUUACUGGCCGAGUGCCCUUCCCACGAGAAUGCAGUUAUUGCCGUGUACAAUAUUUUCUCAAAGGUUGCUUUAUAGCAACAUUUACGCUCAUGUAAUCGCGCUGUGAUCGACUUUAUUCCAGUGUUGUGCAUUGUGUGUCGUGCCGCGAGCGGAGGAGGGGGUGCGCGCUCCGAUCACGCGAGGUGUUAUGCCGUCUGCGAUGGAGGGCUCUUCGGAAGAAGGUGACCUGUUUACCGUGAAACACGAGCUCAAAAACGCAAAUUUGACGGGCCACGUUGAGCGUGUUGGCAUUGAAAACUUUGAGCUGUUGAAAGUGCUGGGAACUGGAGCCUAUGGCAAGGUGUUCUUGGUACGCAAGGUGAGCGGCCAUGAUUCAGGUCAACUGUAUGCCAUGAAGGUUUUGAAAAAAGCCACUAUUGUGCAGAAGGCCAAGACAGCAGAGCACACGCGCACAGAGAGACAGGUCCUCGAGCAUAUCAGACAGUCUCCUUUCCUUGUUACACUUCACUAUGCCUUCCAGACGGACACCAAACUGCAUCUCAUUUUAGACUAUGUGAAUGGAGGUGAGCUCUUCACACACCUGGUCCAGAGGGAUCAUUUUAAAGAACAAGAAGUUACACUGUACAGCGGGGAGAUUGUACUAGCACUGGAGCACUUGCAUAAGCUGGGAAUCGUCUACAGAGAUCUGAAACUUGAGAACAUACUUCUGGAUUCAAAUGGUCAUAUUGUGCUGACAGAUUUUGGCCUUAGUAAGGAAUUUCAUGAGAAGGAGGUAGACAGGGCUUAUUCCGUCUGUGGCACCAUAGAGUACAUGGCUCCCGAGAUCGUAGCUGGUGGAGAGUCAGGACAUGACAAGGCAGUGGACUGGUGGAGCAUGGGAGUUCUGAUGUAUGAACUGUUGACCGGAGGCUCUCCUUUUACUGUGGAUGGCGAUGAGAACACUCAUUCUGACAUUGCAGAGAGAAUUAUGAAAAGGGAUCCCCCAUUUUCUAAAGACAUUGGCUUCCUGGCCAAAGACAUCAUCCAGCGACUGCUAAUUAAAGACCCAAAGAAGAGGCUGGGCUCCGGUCCCUCGGGUGCCCAAAAUGUAAAAAGCCAUCCAUUCUACCAGAAACUGAACUGGGAGGAUUUAGCUGCUAAGAAAGUCCCGGCUCCUUUUCAGCCGGUCAUUCGCGACGAGCUGGACGUGAGCAACUUUGCAGAGGAAUUUACGGAGAUGGACCCAACUUACUCCCCAGCUGCCCUUCCAAACAACUGUGACCGAAUUUUCCAGGGCUAUUCCUUUAUGUCCCCUUCCAUUCUGUUUAAGAGGAAUGCGGUGAUGGACGACCCAGCACAGCUGUGUGGAGGGUCCGAGAGGCCGGGUUAUGCUUCUGUAGCCCGUAGCGCUAUGAUGAAGGACUCUCCGUUCUACAUGACCUAUGAGCUGGACUUAAGAGAGAACGCACUGGGCGAGGGAAGCUUCUCCAUCUGCAGAAAAUGUACCCACAAGAACACAAAGCAAAACUACGCUGUGAAGAUUGUCAGUAAAAGGAUGGAGGCACUUACGCAAAAAGAGAUUGCUGCUCUCAAACUAUGCGAUGGACACCCUAACAUAGUGAAUCUACACGAGAUCUACCACGACCAGCUGCACACAUAUCUGGUGCUGGAACUCCUGCAAGGUGGAGAGCUGCUGGAGAGGAUCAGAAGGAAGCAGCACUUCAGCGAGACGGAGGCCAGUCGCAUCAUGCGCAAACUGGUGUCUGCUGUUAGCCACAUGCAUGAUGUGGGAGUGGUGCACAGAGACCUCAAACCAGAGAAUUUGCUCUUUACUGACGACACUGAGAAUUCGGAGAUCAAAAUCAUUGACUUCGGAUUUGCACGGCUCAAACCCCCCGACAACCAGCUGCUGAAGACUCCUUGCUUCACACUCCAGUAUGCCGCUCCUGAGAUCCUCAAAUACGAUGGCUACGAUGAGUCAUGUGACCUCUGGAGUUUAGGGGUCAUUUUGUACACCAUGCUGUCUGGUCAGGUCCCGUUUCAGUGUCAGGAGAAGAGUGUAACGCACACCAGUGCAGAGGAGAUCAUGAUGAAGAUCAAAAAGGGAGACUUCUCUUUUGAAGGUGAAGCCUGGCGCAAUGUCUCCAGUCAGGCCAAGGAUCUCAUACAAGAGCUGUUGACCGUGGAUCCUGACAAACGAAUAAAAAUGUCUGGCCUGCGAUACAAUGCGUGGCUGCAGGAUGACAGUCAGCUCUCCUCGAACCCUCUUAUGACCCCUGACAUCCUGGGUUCCUCCACCGCUUCUGUGCACACCUGUGUCAAAGCCACCUUUAAUGCCUUCAAUAAGUGUAAGCGGGAGGGCUUUCGACUCCAGACGGUGGAUAAGGCUCCUCUGGCCAAACGUAGGAAGAUGAAGAAGACCAGCACCAGCACAGAUACCCGCAGCAGCUCCAGCGAAAGCACACACUCCUCUUCCUCACAGUCUCAGGAUAAAACACCGCCGGGUGGAGGGACGGCCAUCAUGCCUCAAGCCUCUGUAAGCACACCUCUCACUCUGGGCCCUGAUGAUGACGCCUCAGAGAGUCAACCCAAACCUGCCUUCGCCUUCAAGGAGUAAACAUUUCUGAGAGACCUACCUCUCCCACAAUCCCUUUCUGUGUCAUUCACGCUCUGGCCUCGUAAUUCCCAUUCGGGGAAGUGGCACCAAUUCAGUUGCUAGCAAUAGAUGCACGUUGGUGAACGAGGUGGACUUUGCCUGAAGGCCGACUUUUGUGACCUUCGAGUAACAAGGAGGUUCGCUUUUGCAAUGUGCUGCCGACAAACCGGGCACAAAUGCAAGAAUAAAAAAAAAGAUGAUAAAUAGAAAUUUAUUUAAAAGGAAUAUUAUCGUUUAUACGGACUCACACGAUGGCUCCACUUGAGGCAGGAGCUACAGUAUGUUGACUUUUGCGUAUCUAACUUGACUUCUUCCAAAAGAUUUUAUUGAAGUAGCAACAGUUAAAUAUAACCGUAUUUCAUUGUUGUUUCACACUUUGGCAAGAGGAAAAGAUAAUAGUUUGUUUGCGAUAUUUUCUGUUGAAAUCCUUUCCUCAGGUUUCAUUUUUGUUUUUAGCUUAACUCGCUUUUAAAGAGUUGAGGACAAAGCCACUGGUUAACUGAGGGGACGGAGCGUUUUUGUUUAAGCGUUGUUCAUUCCAGUAGUCUACAUGUUGCCUUGGACUUUACUCUCAGCAAGGUUUAGCAUCUCUAAGUUUAGGCUGAAGUUGAAAGCCACAGAUGUUAAACUAAAUAUACUUUUAUAAGACCUUUAAAAGACUGGAAGCCACAUUUUAGCUUUUUAUCAACGUGAACUGCCUGCUAAAAGAUAUCUGUGGCUUCCUGUGUGUUGGAUCAUGUUGUUUUUUUUCGGCGAUGACUGACGCUUUAAGGCAGCAGCGGCUGUGGUAGUGCCUGUGGUUUUAAAAACGAUGCGCUUGCAUGUUUUGCUGUUCGCCUUCUCCGUUUCACAGGUGUCGGAGGUUUUGUUAUGCGGUUAUCAGCGUUUGUGCUUUUACUUGAUAUUACUAGCGAUCCGUUUCGCAGUUGAAAGGGAAUCGUUUUAUCUUUGGCCCAAAGGACAGUCUGCAUUUUUCAUAGCGUAACGCUGUAAUAGUUCCCUUGAUCGCGUUUGUGUCUCUCGAGCACUACAAAAACAUUGAAGGCACUUGAAUUUAACAUUGCUAUGCAAAAUUUCUCAUUUUCUUCCUUUGUUUUUUGUUUCUGUUCAUAUCCUUACCGAACUUUAUGCAUUAAUUUAAACAGUUCAAAUCAGGGCAUCAGUGAGUACACGCAUAACUGCCAACAGUCGCCCAGUCUCCAAAAAAGCUUGCUCGGCCACUAACCAAAAGGAGACAUCGCAUCCACAGGCUUUAAAAUGGCGAGGGCUCAGGAAGGACCUGCUCAAAUACGCAUAAACUGGUGCUCCUGCCAACUCGAACACGGGCAGAGGACAAGAGCAAUAAGAGUAGCGGGAGCAUUGUGGCUUCCGUAUGGCCUCUUCUCCAUCACUGUUCUCCAUGUAGUUCCCUCUUUUGUUGGGGUGCAUUAAUAGAUCCGGAGUCGCAGAAAGUCCUACAUUGAACUCUCCUCUGGGAGGAAGGCAUUAUUAGAUGAUUUACCAUGGUGUUUUUCUGGCCUUGAGGAGUUCGUCCCAUUGUUUCCCCAUGCAGGCCAUUAAAGAACCGGAGCUGGUUUACAGUCAGAGCUACAGUGAGGCAGAGAUGUCUCUUUAUUUCUCUUGUUUUAGCUAUUAUGAGAUUAAAGGCCAGCCAUGGGGGUUUUAUUAAUUCCAUUGACUGUUUAUAGAAGUGGAGCGAGCAUGUCGUAAGCAUCCGGGCCUUAAACUGAACGCGCUCCUUUGAUCCGAGCACUUCAUUUUUGUUGCCCUAUUUUAAUGCUUUUAAAUCGUGUUGUCUGGUUUUGAACAGUAACGGGGACUGUGUGCAUGUAUAUAUGAUAGCAGUGGGUGUGGGUAGCUCAUCUGCUUGUGGAGAUGGGGUGAUUAGACUUUUAAGCCCCACCUUGUUUUUAAAGGGUUGUGGGUUUGAUAAAAGGCGGUUGAGGUAACACAAAGAUGUAAAUUGCGGAUGUUAUGAAUUUUUUCUACUGCAGUGAUGUCUACUCUUUAAAUUUCAGACUACAGUCUGAUCUAAAGCUUUAUAUUUGAAAAAAAAAUAUUCCUGAGCUUUUGUGCGGUAGGAAUGUCACACAAAUGAGUCAUUUCACUUUAAAGUUAAAGGAAAAAUAAGAGUACAAUAUUUUUGACAUUAUGGUCAUGAUAGUUAAGCACAAAAUUUAACCGGAUCCUUUUAACCUUCAGUGUUGCUUUAGCUCUUGAAAUAUGGAUCUUUGAACAAUUUCAUAUUAAUAAUAGAUCAUGCGUCAUGAACACAGAUGUUAUACGCUGGUUUUAUCUGCCACUCCAACAAUCCACUUUUUUUCCAAAGGCGUAUUCUGAAUAUCCCAGAAGCCCCAAAUAGACUGGAGUCUCAUUGUGAAACAAGAAGGGACGUUUUGUAUCCUUCUUUCACCAAAGUCAUAAUUUGUAGCAGUUACUUCUUGCAAAAUGUAAGCCUUUUGCAACUUUGUCAUAAAGACUUUGGUCUUGUCUUGUGAGAUUUUUGUCAAUGAUAUCGGGCUUCCUUCCUCUGGCAUUUACUGCUGUGAACCAUCAUCUGUUUGUUUUAAUGGUUAUGAAAGCAAGCAUCCAUUCUGAAAACUAGCACAAUCUCACAGACUGUUUAAAUUUUAUUUCUGUAGUUUUUAUCACUGUGACCCCCUGUUUAAGUUACACAAAGGGACGGCUUCGAAAUGGACCAUGUAUACUUUGGGUCUUUCCAAAUGCAGCCAUAAGAAAGAAUAACACCAGAUGUACAACAUAUGCAUUCCUACUAUAUGGGGAUUUUGGUUUGGAGAGCGUAGUUGCCAGUAACGUUACUAAAGUUUGGUGUGCAGGCAAAUUCAUAACUAUUGUAUGUCUAGAUAACAUCUUAUAUUAAAAAAAUAA
Molecule: messenger RNA, 5575 nt
Organism: Paramisgurnus dabryanus
Lineage: Eukaryota; Metazoa; Chordata; Actinopteri; Cypriniformes; Cobitidae
Gene: rps6ka5
Product: ribosomal protein S6 kinase, polypeptide 5
Biological process (GO): protein phosphorylation; intracellular signal transduction
Molecular function (GO): ATP binding; magnesium ion binding; protein serine/threonine kinase activity
Source: RefSeq, a predicted model, not a curated record